Molecule: messenger RNA, 4672 nt
Organism: Eublepharis macularius
Lineage: Eukaryota; Metazoa; Chordata; Lepidosauria; Squamata; Eublepharidae
Gene: XRCC1
Product: X-ray repair cross complementing 1
Exons: 17
Coding region: 30-2000 (656 amino acids)
Biological process (GO): base-excision repair; single strand break repair; double-strand break repair via nonhomologous end joining
Cellular component (GO): nucleus
Molecular function (GO): damaged DNA binding
Source: RefSeq, a predicted model, not a curated record
UGGCGGCGGUGACAGAAACUGGCGGGGAGAUGCCGGAGAUCGCGAUCCGACAUGUGGUGUCGGCCAGCAGCUCCGACCCGACUCACUGUGCGGAGAACCUGCUCAAGGCUGACACUUACCGCAAAUGGAAAGCUGCCCAGGCUGGAGAGAAGCAAGUUUCGGUCAUAUUACAGUUUGAGAAAGAGGAGCAAAUUCACAGCAUCGACAUUGGCAAUGAAGGCUCUGCGUUCGUGGAAGUGCUGGUCGGCAGCUCGGCCUCCUCCAGUGAGCAGAACUAUGAGGUCUUGCUGGUCACGUCUUCCUUCAUGUCUCCCUCGGAGAGCAAGAGUGGCACCAACCUGAACAGAGUCCGAAUGUUUGGAUCUGACAAGCUGGUUAAAGCCACAGCUGAAAAGAAGUGGGACCGGGUGAAAAUUGUCUGCACGCAGCCGUACAGCAAGUCCUUGGCUUACGGCCUCUCCUUCGUGAGGUUCCACUCGCCUCCCGAAAACAAUGAGAUUAAUUCCAAAACAUCGUCCCCAAAGGUGACCAAGCUGGGACAGUUCAAGGUGAAGGACGAGGACAGCGACUCCGCCUCCUUGAAGCCCGGCGCUCUGUUCUUCAGCCGUGCCAGCAAACCGCUGGUCUCCCCCUCAAAAGCCUCCCAGAAUAACCAGCAAGUGCCCAGCUACGCUACUGCCUCCUUGCAGACCAGCAUGACCAGUAGCCCUGAGCCAGCCCCAUCAGCUGCAGAAAAGCCCACCGUCAAAGCUUCUCCUAAGGAGCCCACACCAGUCAAGAGAAAGUUUGAAUUCAGCAAGGAAAACACCAGUCUCCCCUCCACACCUAAGAAGACUGAUCCCGAUACUCCCCGCCCUGCACUCCCACCCUCCAAGAAGCAUAAAGCAUCUCCUUCAGCGCCACCCCCACCAAAGACACCCCCUUCCAAAAAGCCCCCUCAAGCCCAGUCUUCGGAGGGCUCGGCCGAAGGACCUUUCCAGCAUCUUCUGCAGGGCACCGUGUUUGUGCUGAGUGGUUUCCAGAACCCCUUCCGCUCAGACCUGCGGGACAAAGCCCUGGAGAUGGGGGCCAAAUACCGGCCGGACUGGACCCCUGACAGCACACACCUUAUCUGUGCCUUUGCCAACACGCCCAAAUACAGCCAGGUGAAAGGGCUCGGGGGCAUUAUCGUGCGCAAGGAAUGGAUCCUGGACUGUUACCGCACGCGCCGGCGCCUACCUUGCAAGCGCUACCUGAUGGACAGCCCUGAUUCAUCCAGCAGCGAGGAGGAGAGCGAAGAAGAGACCUCUGCUCGACACCGCAAACCCCUUCCUCAUCGGCAGAGAGCUGACCUCUCCAGCUCCAACCACAAACCCAAGACGCCCAGCAGCCCUAAAGCGGCGCGGCCUAUGCAGAAGAAGGCAUCCUCUGGAGAGGAGGAGGAGGAGCCCGGCACAUCUCAGAACAGCAACAUCCACAACAACUCACGGGUGCCAGAGGCUGACUCUGCAGCUUCCAGUGAUGACGAGGAACCUUCGGGCUUUCGAGACAAUGGAGAAGAGGGGUCGGGCGACACAGAUGAUGAGCUGAGAAGAGUAGAAGAGGAGCACCGCAAAAAGCAGCAAGGGGGGCGGAGGGCUGCUCCAGAGCCAGAAGAUGACCCGUAUGGCGGCUCCACAGAUGAGAACACGGAUGUGGAGGAGAAGGGAGAGCCGGACCAGCCUAUUCCCGAGCUACCAGAUUUAUUUGGGGGUAAACACUUCUUCCUGUAUGGCGAAUUCCCUUCUCAGGAGCGGCGCCUCUUGAACCGCUACAUCACAGCUUUUAACGGGGAGGUAGAGGAUUACAUGAACGAGAGAGUGAAUUACGUGAUCACAGCUCAGGAAUGGGAUGACACGUUCGAAGAGGCUCUGAACGAGAACGCCAACCUCUCCUUCGUGCGUCCCCGCUGGAUCUACAACUGCAACGAGCGGCAGAAGUUGAUCCCCCACCAGCCGUAUGUCGUGGUACCGCGAGCGUAGGAGGAUAUUCCUGCUGGCUUAUCUCUGUAUAUAUUGUUUUGCACCACCACCGCCCCCAGAAGACAGCUGUCAUCUUGGCCUUCGGGGUCACUCCAGGCAACUGUUCCUUGUGCAUUUUUCCUGGAGGCUUAAUCCAGCGAGCGUGCCCCCCCCAAUCCAGAAUCAGGCUUGUACCAGUGUAGCAGGGUUUAAAAAAGCAUUCUCUCUUUCAAGUGCAGCUCUCCCUGCUUGCAUUUGAAGAUGCAUUUACUCACUUUCCCUCUUUCAGAAACAGCUGCUACUCUUGAGAAAAAAUAUACUCCCCUGCGGCAGGUGAGAAUGUGGGUGUGUUCUUUCUGUGAAGGCUUAUAACUGAACUGGGAGAGAGGGAAGCAUUCCCCCACCCCACCCCGCCCCAUGUCUCUUACUCCUGGGAUCCACUUUACACUCUUGUGCUUACACCAUUCUUUUUAUUUUACAACACCUCCCCCCGCCCCUCAUUCGCUAACAGGCAGCUCACUUUCCGAGUCUUCUACGGAAGGAUGUGGACAUCCCAGUGUGAGAAUCAAAUCCCGUAUUCUGCCAGAGCAGAAGUUGUCUUCCUAUAAUCCAUGGGCUGCUCAGGCUUCUGCAGGAAAGAAAUGUGCUUCUCCGCUGUCCGAUCCGUUUUAGUUUCACGGCUAAGCACCUAUGAAUCUUCACACAUAUUUUUUGCAGACCUGGGAUUUGUGCUAUUGCGUUGGAUCCGGUGCAGCAUUUCCUCCAGGGGCUCAAGGACUUCCACCCGUGAAACACAACCUUCUCAGCUCCCCUCUACUGCAGCAGCCCCAAAUGCUCCCAGAUAACCUGUUUGGGGGGGGAUUGGGAUUCCCCCCGGAACAAAAUUUCAGGGGGCCUUUUGGGCUGUUGUGGGAGAGAGAUCAUAUCCCGCAGGCGGAAGUCUUUGUGCCAGUAGAAAUGCCGCAGCGGCUCUAACCCUGUAUCUGUAUGCACUAGUAAGCUUAAAGAAUAUAAUGCAGAGACAGAAAAGUUUGACUUUUAGAAUUCUGGAACUUACUAUUCGCGUGAACAGGUUUCCUAUCGUGUGUUCGAUGUUACCUACGGGGGAAACAACUGUAUCCAAACUGGUUUGUUCCAGUCUUCUCUCUCUAAGCUGUGUGUCUGAGCCUCCCCCCGCCCCCAAAUUCUCCUAAGCAGUCCUCCCCUCGUGUCUAGCAGUGGACACCCUCCCGUGGCCAAACAUUCUAAAUGGAAUGUUGAGCUCUGGUGCCAAACCUGAGAAAAAUCUCACAACACACCGUACAGUGUUUAGCAGCUACUUACACUUGGUGCGGAAAAGGCCGAGAAGCCGUAAAAACUGGAUUAGGAAGUACCGCCGAUAGGGCCUUGAAGGGCUUGAAUUUUGUACGUUUUUUGGACCAAACGGUGUAAGCUGCUCACUCAUAGGAAGAGGAUGCUCUAGUGAAUUUUCACCAUGUGUUAGAUAACAUCGUUCGGUUCUGGUUCUUUUCCUCCUCUCUUCUCUGGGCAACACAGCCUACGUCCUGAAAGAACUGAACUGUCCAGCCCAACACACACCCCUUACCAAGGAAAGCAAAUUUCUGGGCGCUGCCUUCCUUGGAAAGCAGUGGCCCCUUUCUCCCCAACCCCUGCACCGGCUAUGAACGGGACCAAGCGGGCUUUGGAAUCUACCUCAUUUUUACAGCCCGUUUUUUCCACCUGCCUGGUUGGUGCUACCCUCAGCCCCAGAGACCAAGCCAGCUGUAUUUCUCUGCGCUUCUUGUGUUCGCCAGUUCCUUUGGGGAAUUUCCCAUUUUUGGCAACAGCCACAAAAAUUGGCCAUGGCCCAGUUCUUAAAGGGAGAGGUCCUCAUUUUUUUGCACUAGCACCUCAUAAGCGCUUCCCAGCCGACUUCUUUAAAGUUGCCCGUGCUCGUGACCUGAUCUCUCCCGUGCUGCGGGAAGCUAGAGCUGCAGAGGUUUCUUUCCUUUGACCCCCAAGUCUUCUGUGCCCACUUUCUUGCCAACGCAGCAUAGCUGAACUGCUUAAUGGUAGGUUGGAGGGAAGAUGACCUGCCUGAAAAUGAACUGGGGGCAAGGCCGCUGUUGCCAUCUCUCCUGCUUCCCAGGCAAACAGAGAAUUGCUAGGUUACAACCUUGGAAGGGGGAAUAUGAAUUUCUUCCAGUUAGGUGGUGCUGCAACCUUUCCAGAAAGCAAUUCAAAGCAGUGAUGCACCCCCUUACUGAAAGUAUUUUUUUCUGGAUUUCACCUAUCGUGGGAUUCUGUUGGACCCUGGCAGUGCCCUUCUACUUUGUAUACUGACACGUAUGCCCCAACACAGGGCUUCGAAUAAGCUAUCAGUUUCUUGCCCAGCAACCAUGGAAAGUAGUUUUUUGUGAGCACGCUGCAUGGAUUCACACACACAUACAACACUGCAGCAUUUGAAGGAGAAAAGCCUGCAGCGAUUGCAGUUGGGUCGAGUUUCCAAUGCAGCCUAUCUGGUCAAGAUUCAAGGGCUUAAAUUUUUUUUCUUAAACGAAAUAUACUCACACGUCAGAGCAGGUUGCCCAAAUUGUCUAGAAAUGGUGGGAAGAAUCCAGUACCAAUCUCUUAUGGGGGCUCUGUUCAUGUAUUCCCCCCCUAUAUGGUUUGUUGUGUUUUUUAUUAAAAAAAUAAUAAAUAUUCUAAAAGGG